CAGUGUGCUGUGCUAAAUAGGAAGAAGAAACGGUGUUUUACGUGAACAAAGAUCUACGUGAAGGAAGCAGCGAUCCGGCAGAGCAGCUCACGGCUCUGUUUGCACCUCCCGACCGCCCGCGUGAAGUUUUUUAGAGGAUUUGGGGGAUUUUAGGAGCCUGCAGACACGGCGAAGGAGAAGCUGCGGGGGACACAGAUAGAACCAGUACCUGCAACUGCCUGAAGACACUAUGCAGCAACUCAUGGUGAAAUCUGUAGUUAGGCCAACACAACGAAAUCUUGGACUGCUGUUUUUGGCCACGAUCCGCAGUAACCCUUAUGCUUUUAACAAAUACACCUUUGACUCAUUCAGUUGCACUGGCAUUAGCUAUUUUGUGCUUAAAACAUGAGUUAGGGCAUUGCAAAAACUAUUUAUUUUUAAGGUGUAGCUGCCUUCUUUAUUCGCAGACACGGUCAUUAUCUCUUGGUGAAAAACCCUUACCUGCAGAGAUGUAUUCUGAAUGCUUAACCGAAUGACAGCAUGUGCACAUGCACAGGGAACGCUGCCAGUACUGCCAGUGACAUGGCCCUGGCUUCACAUGACUUGUCUGGGAGGGGACAGCCAACUCCUGCCUGGAAACACACCCCCGACUCCUUUGCCUAAACCCUCAUAAAGUUUCCGCAGCAGUAGUGAAAGGUGAGGAGUUGAACUCUGGGCUCUGGAUAAACACAAAGGACCUCUCCUAGGCUACACUUAGCAGGAGGAACUGUAGUUGCCUUCAAAUCUGUGCACUGCUUGGCACAGUAGGAGCCCCACCAGACACAUCUAGUCUUGUCUCUCUCCAUACAGUGUGGCUGAUAUGCAACUUCAGGGGUGACCAGAUUAUUUUAUGGAUUUUAAAACAUGACUUAGACAAACUAGCCUUUUCUGAUAGUUGAAAUGGAAAAUACAGUGAAAGCAGAUCUGAUACACAGUUGCUGGAGAAAUGAUAAAAUACAUGGCAAUUAAAAAAAAUGCAUUCCCCCUUUCUGACAAGCUGCAAGAGGAGCGCUCCCAGGAGGCCUGCUAUCAUCGUAAAGAUGAAGAGAGACUCUGGAUACUCCACCAUGGCUGCACAGCAGAAACAGGAAGAGAAGCUCUGGGAUGCCGUGAAGACCUCUGCCAUGGUCCUUGGUACAGGCCUGCUCAUAUUCACUGCCUUCAUGAACUCUGCUUCUUGGUAUGUACAGAAGAUCUGGGAGACCUCAGGCAAUUUCUGGCAAGCAGCAUGGCUAAAUCUUUACAACCGGUUUGAGGGAAAGGAAUGGUCACUCUUCCUCUUUGGGGCUGCGUUGGUUCCUGCCCUUGCCUUCUGGUGCUUCAAUGGAAUCCUUAUGGUGGCUGAUGUAACAGGAAAGCCAACUUUCAUUACUCGGUAUCGCAUUCAGCUGGGCAAGAAUGAUCCUGUGGACACAAAAAAAUUGCGACAAGCCAUCUACACAGCGCUGUUUAAUCAGUUCUUUAUCUCCUUGCCCAUGCUUGUGCCUAUGUUCCAUGUCAUGAAAUGGUGGGGCAACACCUUCAGCAAGGAAUUACCCACCUUCCAGUGGUUUCUUGUCGAGCUGAGCAUCUUUACCAUAACUGAGGAAAUUCUCUUCUAUUAUUCACACAGGCUUGUUCAUCUGCCCCUCCUGUACAAGCACAUUCACAAGAAGCACCACGAAUGGACAGCCCCCAUUGGUGUGGUCUCCAUUUACGCUCACCCAUUAGAGCACAUACUCUCCAACACGCUGCCUGUCAUGACUGGCCCGAUGAUCAUGGGGUCCCACAUUGUUUCAAUCGCAGCGUGGUUCUCCCUUGCUCUUAUAACAACCAGCAUUUCACACUGCGGCUACCACCUGCCCUUCCUGCCGUCGCCGGAGUUCCACGACUUCCACCACCUCAAGUUCAACCAGUGUUAUGGUGUCCUCGGAGUGCUGGAUUACCUGCAUGGAACAGACACGGUGUUCAGACAAACCAAAGCCUACGAGAGGCACAGGGUCCUCCUCAGCCUCACACCUCUCUCAGAAAGCAUCCCGGAGACACCCAAGAGGGCAGAGUGACCUCCAACCCUGCAGCCUGCAUUCUUGCAGAGCCCAACGACAAGGAGAGCUGGGGACAAUUCAUGCCAAAUAGUACCUUAAUUGGGAAACAAGUUACUGGGCACGAGUAACAGUUCCCAAAACUGAACUGAAACAUGCGACUUGAGAUGACCACAGUCACCGCCUGUUAUUUUCUACCUAAAGCGUGAAAAAACUGCUCUAGAAAGCUA
Molecule: messenger RNA, 2269 nt
Organism: Anas platyrhynchos (mallard)
Lineage: Eukaryota; Metazoa; Chordata; Aves; Anseriformes; Anatidae
Source: RefSeq, a predicted model, not a curated record